Molecule: messenger RNA, 3524 nt
Organism: Saccostrea cuccullata (small rock oyster)
Lineage: Eukaryota; Metazoa; Mollusca; Bivalvia; Ostreida; Ostreidae
Product: dual serine/threonine and tyrosine protein kinase-like
Exons: 15
Coding region: 100-3069 (989 amino acids)
Biological process (GO): protein phosphorylation; cellular response to fibroblast growth factor stimulus; positive regulation of fibroblast growth factor receptor signaling pathway
Cellular component (GO): cytoplasm
Molecular function (GO): protein kinase activity; ATP binding
Source: RefSeq, a predicted model, not a curated record
AUCCAUUUCAGAUGGAGACCACUACAAUGCGAAGAUGAUGCCAUGGUGUUGAAAUGAGUGAUUUCCUGGACAAAUUUGGGGUCUUCAGGUCCUUCCAUUAUGAUGGCUAAUAUUCCCGCGGAAUUAAAUCGUUUCUGUAACUGCACAAAACGCCUCAAAACGAUUCUCAGUGAUACAAAGCGAUGUUUUAAUGAUAUAAACGAGGAUGGGAGACACGAAGUUGGACAAUUAUUUACGGUGGAACUUCUCCAAGAGGAAGAGGAGGAGGUCAUGUCAACAGCCACCAAACCUCCGGGAAUCGUGAUCCUGGGUCAGAACAUCUACACCAAAGGCCGCCUCAUCAACGAAAUCUUCAACCGAAGUCUCUUCCCUCUCGAGUACAGUGAAUCUGAAAAAAAUGGCAAUUACCGCAUGGUGCGAUUUAAACAUGGACACAAUUUAUCCGUCAGUCUUCAACUUCCGGAUGAUUACGAUCUUGUGGAUAAUCUGGAGUCAUAUAAAGGACCGUGGAAGACGAUUCCGAGAAAGGAUUUAGAGAUAAACGAUAAUGAGAUUGGGGACACGGCUCUGGGACUCGCUUUGUUGGAGGUGAAUUUGAAUCACGUGCUCCUCCGGCAUGGAGCCAGGGUGAUCGUGUCCCCCUCCUCCCCUAACUGUGAUAUAAGGCGUGUCUACACUGACUGUGUAGAGGAAGUCUCCCCCAUACUUAUCUACUGCUACGAGGAUGAAACUCUACCAGAAAAGGAUGUACAGCUAUUAAAGGAACUUUCCAAUGUCAGCCAUUAUCAGCCAGUCUGCUUUGUCAGAGUUCCUCCCCCUGGUCAGAAAAACUAUGAUCUGGAUCCACCAGAUGGCGCUCCUACCAGUCAGGAGGAAAUCCAGAAGAGGCAACAAAGGGGAGCAACUCAGGAAAAAGACAGUUAUAGCCUUAGUUCUAGUGUGGAUGAACCCGUGUAUAAGGUCAUGCCAGAACCUAAUUAUACAAAUGUGCCAAAAGAGAUUACACAGAAAAUUCAGUCCAAUUCAGAAGUGUUUAGACAAUUGUGUAAAAUCGGAUACCUGAAUGAUUCCCCGGGUGUCCGAAGCAUGCGACACACAAUCACGUCAGAUUAUUACGAGGUUGAUAGUGAAUUUGUGGAAAAUUUUGAGCUCUUUCCUCAGAAAUUCUUACAGUUUGUGCAACAGAUUCUUCAGCGGUAUUUAGUGAACUCAUCAACUGUGUUAAACAAUUCUCACGCUCGUUGUCUCAAUAUGUUUAUCAUAUCGGCCUUUGACAUGGCCAGGGACAUGCUAAUUACCCCGAAAAAGCUAGAGUUUGCCAGAGAAAAGGAAAGUGAGCUUUACAAACAACUCAUGGCUAUAGCUGUUGAAAAGGGAGAUGAAAUCAGGAAAAUGAUCGCUGAGACAAUCGGUGGCAUGAGGGAUCAGCUGAUCCAAAAGGCAGAGGAGUAUGAAUUUCUAGGUGUAGAUUUUAAUGCAGAAGGAGAGAUUUUGACCCAGAAAGGCCUGAAGAUCUGUACGUACCAGAUACAGGAGCUAGUCCUGGGAGCCCUGAACCAGGCUGUAGCCAACAAACUGAUGGAGUCCAUAGAUAUACUCAGGGACUCUUAUACAGGUACCCUGAGACGAUGUCUGGAGAGUCUGGAGAGAAUAGACAAAACGGAGGGAAACGAAUCGGGGUCAACUAGUGAGGCCCUCAAACAGAUUAUGAACUCGGCCUACCAGGUAGAAAUAAGCCUUCAGUCCAGUUCAUCUCUUAUCAGGGUUAUACUGGAGAGGAUGAAACAGAAUCUCUUAAUGAAGCUAGUACAGUCCAUGCCGUGGAGCACACAACCUAAGAUAGACUUGGAAUGGAAGAGGAAGGCAGCAUCAGACAUGCUGAGCAGCCUCAGUGAGGCCAGAUUGGCCAAGAACAUAUCUAGUCAGAUCAAAGAGAGGCUAAAUAAAUCCCAUGAUUCCUUUGCUGCUGCCCUUAAGCAGUUGGAACAGAAGCAUUCUGGGAGAUUAGACAGGAUAGAGGAGGGGCGGUUAAAACUCCGAAAAGUUCACGCUCCACGUGUAGCUAAGGUGGCCCUGGAGAGCACCUCCCUAAUGGAUGUCAUCCUGCAUGGCAUGCCACAGAUGGGCCGUGAGAUUGGACGAGGGCAGUACGGAGUUGUCUACUCCUGUGAUUCGUGGGGAGGUUAUUCCCCUUGUGCCAUAAAAUCAGUUGUUCCCCCUGAUGACAAACACUGGAAUGACUUGGCAUUAGAAUUCUAUUAUACCAAAAACAUUCCACACCAUGACAGAAUCGUGGCCCUGCGGGGCUCAGUGAUAGAUUACAUGUACGGGGGAGGGAGUACCCCCGCGGUGUUACUUAUCAUGGACAGACUGCAGAAGGAUCUAUAUGGGGCCAUCAAACAGGGACUGGACUGGUUGUCAAGGAUAGUUGUAGCUAUAGAUGUAGUGGAGGGGAUCCGAUUUCUUCACAGUCAGGGGUUGGUCCACCGAGACAUCAAACUGAAAAAUGUACUGCUUGACAAGGAAAACCGUGGCAAGCUGACAGAUCUGGGCUUCUGUAAGCCUGAGGCCAUGAUGAGUGGCAGUAUCGUGGGCACGCCCAUUCACAUGGCUCCAGAGCUGUUUACUGGUCGCUAUGACAACAGUGUUGAUGUGUAUGCCUUCGGUGUUCUGUUCUGGUACGUCUGUGCAGGAAAUGUCAAGCUCCCGGGUGCGUUUGAACAGUGUGCUAAUAAAGACCAACUGUGGACAAAUGUCAAGAAAGGACUAAGACCAGAGAAGUUGGCAGUAUUUGAUGAGGAGUGCUGGAACUUGAUGCAGGAGUGCUGGAAUGGAGACCCCAUGAGGCGCCCUCUACUGGGCAAUGUGGAAAAGAGGCUCCAGGACUUACAUGCAACAUACAAGAAAACCCAAGCCUCCAAAGAAAAAGCUCAACGAAGCAAACAACAGACCAGGAGAAUUCCUUCCAGUGGCUCCAGAUCUCAGUUUUGUUGUCACCCAGAUUUUGUGGAGUCAGGCAGUUUUGAUGAAUAUCCCUAUGUGGAAAUUGAGGAGGAACAUUUACAUUAAAACAAUUUGAUGGGAAAACAAGGUUUCUUUGUGUUAUAUGUAUUCCCACUGGUUUUAAAGUUUGGUUGUUAACAUGUUUAACAAAGCUCCAUGACUAUAAAGAAGUACUUACCUGUACAUAUGUACCAGAUAGCACCAUUUUCAAAAUAUUUUAAGUAGCUUUGAUUGGAAAAGGAUUCAGUGAAUAAUGAUCUCAUUAGAACUCUAACUUUGCAAUAUAAUUGGAGGAUUUCAUGUGCUUCUCAUUAUGAAACUUGUCAAAUAGAUUUUGUAAACAAUUCAAACAUAUACCUUUGAUUGCCAAUGACAAAUCAUUGGAUGUUCAAUUUCCAUCUGAAAUAAUCACUUUUAUUAUCAUUUUCACCCACUUGUAUUAUUUGUGGUCUUUUUAUUACAUAAUGUAUCUGAUCCUUGGGGUUGUUUCUGCAUAUUUGACAUACGGUAUGCAAUUAUUC